Seminavis robusta is the source of this 2282-nucleotide messenger RNA. Lineage: Eukaryota; Bacillariophyta; Bacillariophyceae; Naviculales; Naviculaceae. The record is from the annotation of a GenBank genome assembly.
AGUCGAUUCACGGGAACACAAGAGCCUUAGGCACAUGGUGGUGACACAAGCGAGAGCAAAGCUCAAUUGGGCAGAGACAUAGGAGCCAACCACAGAGUAGGGCUUGAACCAUUUCGGAGCCAGAAGCUGGGAGAGCCAUUGUAGAACAGCAGUAGCUUCGGCAGCAAAGUGGCCACCAGCAGAAACAACAAAGGGGGUGAAGUGUCAGCAUUGUGCAUGCAGUGCACUGAGCCUGCUACUUCAUAUUAUUCUUAGCCUUCUCACGCUGGUAAACAAGGUACAGCGUAACAUGUACCUGCGAUGGUGAAAACAAGAAGGUUGCAUGUUGAACAAUCACUUUAGCAAACAAGCUCGGAUGUGAUGUAAAUGAUUGAAGUUGAGAGUAUCCACGUAUGAAAGACGAGAACACGAACGUGACUAACGUCGUAAAUCAGGCAAUAGAAACCACCACCGGGAACCACGUUGCCCUCCAAGCAGCUGCCAAAGAACAAAUAGAAAAAGAGAUUCAUCGGAUGCUGACAAGGUAGAAAGAAGAAUCGACUGUCAGGGCAAUGGUAUGGACCAGUUACCGUUGUUGUGGUAAGACAAAGGUGAUACGUGGUCAACGUCAGACACAGCUGAAGAUACCUUUCUCGUUGUUGUUGCAUUGCCCUGCAUUGCAUUGCCAAGCAAUCAUUAUUAUCUGCUUCUUUGCUUUUUUGUUUGAUCAGAUAAUAAUAAAUACACUCUACCAUGAAGUUUCUCUUGUCAGUAUCAGCAUCGGUUCUAUUCUGUGGAAGCGCCGUCCAUGGGUAUGGAGUAGUGGAUCGGCAAAACCGUGUGGGCACUCCGUUUCGCCAAGGAGGCAGCAGCUAUUACCCUCAGCAAAAUUUGAAUGGCGGCGGCUUGAGCUGGAAUUCUCCCAUGGGUGAUGGCGGCGGCUAUCAGCAGCAGCAAACCAAUGGUUGGGGAUGGGGCAACAACUACAAUACUAACAACAGAGGAGGUGGAGGCAGCUACGACAAUUACUACUACCGCGACAAUGAAGUCCAGGGCAAUUCCCGCCGCACGUGGUCCAACUCUGGCUAUGACCCUUACGGCGGGAACAAGGACACGGUCGUUCAAAUGGACACGCAGGGACGUCCCAUGAGCGCUACGCUGGAAGUCUGGGAGGGUCCCAACUACACACCGCUCAAGGUCAAUCUCUACAGUGAAGACGGCAAUCGUCGUCCCUUUCAAACACUGGUCGAAACACCCCGUGAUGGCCGUGCCCAUGCCGUCACGGUCAACAAUGACGGUCCUCAAGAAAUGCCCGUCAAUGCACACGUCUCAUCGUCUUAUCGCAACGAUCCCGGUUCGUACUACAACUACGGACCCCCCGUGGACAUUCAGCGCCUCCGUAUUGAUGGUGGCAAAGCUUUGAAAACGGUCACAUUGCCAUACCACGUGCAAAAUGUCAAGUUAUCGUUGCGCAGUCAAGGAGGUCCCAUCAAGGCCACGGUGGAACUCUGGCAGGGACCCGGUGCCGCCAAGCAAGUGGCGCAAGUCGAUUCCGCAGAUGGUCAAAACAAACCGUUCAGUGCCAUGAUUGACACAUCGGGUGGAACCACGUUGGCCAUUCGAAACACGGGACCGACCGAGUUCCCGAUUGAUGCCUAUGUGGAACUUUUUUCACAAGGUGGUGGUGCUGGUCAGUAUGGCGGUGGUUAUGGUUUUAAUGCUGGUGCUGGCUACAACAACGGCUACGGCAAUGGUGGUGGAUAUGGAGGCUACGGUGGUGGCUACAACAAUGGCAAUGGUGGUGGUUAUGGCGGAUACGGUGGUGGACGAGAUUUCCGUGGUAAUGGAUACGGCAGCGGGUACGGAUCCGGAGGUUACGGAUUUGGACCGUACAACUAACUAGCUAGACCGACUCGAAGGAUGGAAGUAGUGGAUGUUGAUGGUUGGAGCGGUGGCUUGGGGGGAAAACCGACGUUUCAAAACUGAAAAAUGCGACAAUUUCCCAAGCAACUCAACUCGUCCAAUCAAUGUGUAUACAUUUGUAUGGUGUGACGACAGUCCUGAAGCGACUCCAAACUGGCACUGUGUGUUUGAACCAAGAAAAAACCCAAACCAUGCCACUUGGGUGCUUGCAUGUCAGGAACUUGUGUGAUAGACAGGAUAUUUUCAUUUGUGGGGGAAAGGGUUGAGGCACGUACAGUACAAAAGGACCUGGAGUGUGGGAUGAAAGUGCAAACUCCGUUGGCAGCUCAAAAUUUAAAUGUACUGUAGUGCCGAAACAAAACUGAGAAAACAAAAAGACG